Molecule: messenger RNA, 21654 nt
Organism: Coregonus sp. 'balchen'
Lineage: Eukaryota; Metazoa; Chordata; Actinopteri; Salmoniformes; Salmonidae
Source: the annotation of a GenBank genome assembly
CGUGUUUUGGCGAAACGUCAGGGUGGUAGGAAGAGUCCAAACCGUGAAUGCGGCUAGAGAGCUGGGCAACUGCGGAAGGAGGCGAGGAAACCGCCCAACCGUAGCCAGUAUCCCCCUACCCGCCGCUAUCUGUGCGGCAAUCUAUGGACAGUGUAAGCCUACGGGGAUGCCACUGCAACGUUAAUCCUAUUCACAGCUAAAUCGGACCUAAAACAGACUCAACCAUGGCCACAGAUAGUAAGUAUCCCAAUAGAGAAAAUGAACAAAUGUAUUUUUUUUAUAUAGCAGAGUAGAGGCAAGAGAUAGGCUAGUACAAUUAUUUAAUUCCAUGAUCGGCUGUUGCAGAUGCUAUGCAGUUGAGAUUGAAGCUAUCUCUUGUCUACGUGCGACUGGCUACAACGUUUCCAUUUUACACUAGUUGAUACAAUAUAUCAUUGUGUUGGCUGAGUCCGGCUGACAUAAUAGGCUAUAAUUCCGCUAUUUCAGCUACGACUUGGAAAACGCAGGAUGUGCUCUGCAAUUGUAUAUUGGUAUAUGUUGAGAAUUCCCCUUUGCCAUAUUUGCUGUGACGACCUGCCAUCGUCAUUAUUAUUGACUUUUCUGAAGGCUGUUUGUGUUAAAUUAGGACACAAAUGAUUAAAACCCGAUUCAGCGUUGAAAUAAAGGAUAGACCUGCGCCCAGAUCAAUACUUGCAUUUCAUGUAGGCUAGCCAUUAAUGCAUGUAGUCCUAAUGAAAACACUAUGGCACACAAAAGUUCCACAUGUUUGAUAUAGCCUUGCAUCUCCUAUGGAAUGGUUCUUGUAGGUCAACAUUUGGCAAGGGACAACAUUAGUUUAUGCAAAUCAGGCCAUUAAUAGGCUACCACGUGAGGUUGAAUAAUAGCUGACAGGAGUCUGUAUGGACUUCAAUAAAUGGUAGAAUCCCCUAACUGACCCAACACACACACACACACACACACACUAUAAGCACCAUAUUAAAUGUGGAAAGUUAUCUAUAAACCCUACUGUUGCCAUUAUACUCUGACAGGAGAUUAGCUUAUAGAAAUUGACUCUUAUGCAAACCAAUCAAAUUUUGUUUAGCUUCAAAAGAGAACAUUUCCAUCACAUAAAAGUGAAUGAUGAGUGGACUUUAUGAAACAACUACCCUCUUUAUUAUUAUGUCACAUUAUUUCAAUAGCCUGUUGUACCAAAGCUGAAUGGCCCUGCAUUGUAGUAUUAAAGUAACAGAGAACCUGUUGGAGUAACUCACCAGCAGUUGGACUCACCCUCAUUUGCCAAACAAAGACAUUUAGAAACACAUAGUCAUUUCCAGUUGCCAGCAUGAACAUUCGUGAGGGGUGUGCCUGCUUUUUCACUCAUAGUAUAUUCAUUAAGAAUGUCUAAUCGUGUUUAUAUAAACUCAUGGAAAGGUGUGGGUGGAGUCGAGACACCCUUUAAGGUAAAUAUGCGGAUUUAUUGUGAGACUAGAAUGUCUGUACUGUACAUGCAUCCAUACUUUUGUUGAUAUUAGAUCCCCUUUCUGGGUCAUAUACCUUGAGGUGGCCUCUCUCUCCAGUGGACAUACUAUCCCUGAACCAACUGGUCUGGAACCAUAUCUCACCAAACUACAAAACAAAGCCUGGGUAAAACCUAGACAUACUGUACUGUAGACUAACUCAGCCUUAGCCAACCUCCUCUCUCAGUUCCCACAAUGGAGAGACUGAAAAGAUGCUCUCUGAUCUCUUAUCUCUGUAUGUUUCUGAGCUUUGUGUUGUGCAGCAGCUUCUCUGAGCUGGAGAAUAUGGUUGAGUAAGUACCGAGCACUCUGUUGUGUCUGCUGCUGCUGCUAUUGGUGGCCUAGUUACAGGGCCAUGUGUAAUUCAUACAUUCCUCUCCUCUCUCCAUGUUGGGCAGGCCUGGCCUGGAACUGACAGUGUUGGGGCUGGGUGUGUGUGUGUGUGUGUGGUGUGCGUGUGCGUGAAUCAGUUCUGUUAUUCAUGUACAGUAUUUCCUGUUUACUGUAGUCUGUAAACUCUGUUCAGAAUAUAGUAGAUUAAAAUGUAUAGUUUCAUGAAACGUCAGAUGUUCACAGACACGACUUGUUUGUUUAUUUUGGUAAUCAUCAAAAAACAAUUUUGGCAAACAGUUUUUAUUUUAAAUGGGGUUUGAUCCUUACCCCAGAGGAAAGGCAGUCUAAACUUUUUGAUCAAUGUCAUCACCUCGCUCCAUGUUAUUGCAUCUGAGAGCAUUAUUCAGGAAGGGUGUUUGGCCUAGCCCAGUAGGACAGGAAGAACAUUAGGAAAGAUUGAGGGAGCUAGUUCAUGUAGAGUCAGACAGAACACAGGGAGGGAGAAGGAGGUAGGUUGAGAACAGAAUGAAGGUUACGUAUGUAACUACAGAUAUGUGAGCUAUUGGAUCACUCCGAUAUGGUAUCCUUCCGUGCGGCAGGAUACAUUCCGAGUAAGGAUUUCAGAUUAGUCCAGUGUACAGGGUAGUGCUCCGGCUGACCCCCUUAAAUUGCUUCCACCGCGUUACUUCCACCUCGUGUCCUUUUUCGAGGCGCCGUAGAUCACAGACAAAGAGUAUUGAAGUGAUCCAAUAGCUCACAUAACCGUGGUUACAUACGUAACCUUCGUUAUGUAGCACUAUAUUGGAUCACUCCAAUAUGGUAUCACAAUACCAGAUGAAUUGGUGAACUAGGUAAGGGCCAGACAGAGAGCAAAGUCCCGUAGGACUGAGCUCAGGGCAGUCAUAGUCGCAGUGUUCCUCCUUCCCCACUCAGGGAAGCGGAGGCAACAUCCUGCACAGCCGUCCUGACCUCAUUGGCGGGGGGCAACAUUGACUCGAUAGUACCUAGAAAAGGUGCUAGAUGAUGCCCAACUGGCCGAGACGCACAUGUAAUUGAGGGGAACUCCUCGGAGCAGGGCCCACGAUGUAGCACACUUGGGGAAAAACACCCAGCUCACCCACAGCCGCGGGAGGGGCAUAUGCAGACAAAUGUAUGGGCCGGUUCACGUGUCUGUCAGACAGGACCUUCCGCAAGAAUGAGGGGUUAAGACGGAGGGUGACACUCCUGUUGUCUGGACCCAUUCAGAAAAACAUUCAGUGCUCACUGAAAAAGCAAGAAGUUCACUCACCCUCUUAGUGGAGGUAAUUGCCAACAGGAAUGCCACCUUCAUGGAUAGGUGCUUACAAGACAUCGACUCUGACAGCGCCACGUCAAGGUUCCAGCUUGAUACCGAGUGGGCCAUUUCUGGACACAGACGUCAAACUCCCUUCAAAAAUGUGGAGAGCAAUGGGUAGCCACUCAUGGGUCCCUCUUGGCCGGCAUCAUGGCAUGCCAAUAUAGCGGCUAGAUACACUCUCAAUGUGGAUGCCGCAUCGAGCAGUGACUGUGAAAACUGUUAAACCGUUUGCACAUAUGACUCUCACACCAGGUACAGAAUAUGCCACACCACAUUUGAUAUGAUGCAUUGGGUGGAAGAAGCCAUGGAGUUCCGCAAAGUGUUCACCACACUGUCCUGAAGGCCUAGACGGGUCCACUAACGCCUCUCAGAGGCCAAGCCCUGAUGCUGGAAAUGGUGCGGGUCCGUAUGCCACAGUGUCCCCCGAGCCUGAAAGAGCAGGUCGGGCCUCAGGGGCAGCUGCCAUGGAGUCCCUGAGAGGAGGGACAAUAGGAGGCUGAACCAUGGUGGUCUCGGCCAGCAAGGCGCUAUCAAGAGCAGCUGGUGGCCCACCAAGAUGACCCUGUCUAGUGUAGGGGAAAUGGUGGGAACGCGUAAAGCGUCGUUGCUGGCCAAUCAUGAGUGAGGGCAUCCAGACCCAGAGGGCCUAUAGGGUCUGACAUCGAGAACCAGCUGGGGCAAUGAGUGUUUUCCUGAGAUGCAAACAGAUCCAACUGUGCUCUCCCGAACCUGUAGCACCACCUGAGGGUGUAGACUCUAGUCCCCCUCUGGCAGGCCGUCUCUCGAGAGCAUGUCCGCUGCAUUGUACAGGACCCAGGGUAUACUGUAUGUGCUGCUUGCAGCGAUGCCAAGCGGGUCUGGGCCCACGGCAAGUGCUCCCGAGCCAUUGGACCAGGAAAUGCUGUCCUACCAGGUAGGGCUGGAACUGUUGGAGAGCUAGGCGAACGAACCUGAGCUCCAGCACAUCGAUGUGUUGACCACUCCAUGGGGGCUCCAGCGGCCGCUGGCCGCCAUGCCUCUGAACACGGCACCCCAACAUGUCAGAGAGGCAUCAGCGCACACCAGCUCUGCGGUGGGACUCUGAUCAGGCCCACCCCCUUUAACAGGAAGGAGCGGGAUAGCCACUUCGAUAGGGUCAUCAAACAUGCACUCAUCACCAGCAGUUGACAGUGUUUGUGUUGUUUUGGGUGCCGGCCGUGGGAGUUGAACCAUCGCUGGAGUGGCCUGAUGGAACCAACAGGGAAGCCACCGGCAGUAGGCCGAGUAACUAUUGGCACUCUAACACUGACAUGGCUCGUCCGAGCCGGAAACGGUUGAGGUAGGAUAGGAUUUUGUUACUCUCACCUGGGGGAGAUGUGCCCUCAUGAGUGUCAAGUCUAUGGACAUCCCGAGGUAGAUCACCUUCUGUGGGACUUAAGGGAAAGUGUGUUUAUUACUGUUCUUAGUCCUGCAAUGGUCACCUUUUGUUAAGCUAGCUACUUUGCAAAGCUCGUUCACCGUGGAACACAAGAGUCUAGGCAAGAUGGCUGUGCCCUGUGAGAGAUGAAUACAUGGUGCGCCUUGCGACACCUAGCUUACUCUCAGGGGAGAACUGCAAGUCCGCUGGAGCGAAACAUACACAGUCUCUCGAUCUUGCGGGGUAGACGCGGUCCCCAAACCCCAAGGCUAAAACUGUGAGGGUUCCGGUGGGCAGACAAGUCACACAGACAACUAAGACAAACCCUCAGUGCCGCAAUACUGGUCGACCAAACCGAGUAUCGCCUAGGUUGGUACACUGUCACAAGUAAUAAAAACAAAGACAAAACCCAAACGAGAUGGCACAAGCCAAACCGAGUGGGGGGACAGCAGAGCACCCAGAUGGAGAGGCUAUCUAGCUAGCUGCUCCAAGCUAUUGAAUAGCUGCUGGUAUACUUCUGCGCUAAUACACUCUAACAUAGAGCUCUUACCAAGCGAAUCCUCUCUGGAAUGAGCAGAGAAAAGGAAGAGGUGGAAGUAGUGCGGCAGCAGCUAUUUAAGGGGGUCAGCCACAGCAUCAGCACUACCCGGUACACGGGACUAAUCUGAAAUCCUACAUAACUGAACUGAGACUGAGGGCAGGAGCGCUGGAUUGAACCCUACCUGGAAGCUCAGUGUGAGACAUGGAGGGUGAGAGAGGGCCUACAGACUCACAGUUCCCCUCUACAGUGACAGGACCUGCUCUACUCCACUCAGCCAGGACAUUUGAGCUGCUUUCAUUUGAUCAGUAUAUCCUCAGUCUAGUUCAUGCCGGCUGAUAGGGAGAUGUAUGAACAUGAUAUCGGUUGAUUAGAAAACUAUUUCUUGAUUGAUUGAUUUUCAAAUGUUUGAAGAUGAGAACUUGCCAUUGACACUUUCAUUGGACCUCUAUACAGUUUGAAUCAGAGGAAACAGCAGAUAUUAUUCUUACAAUGAUAGUAAUGUAACAAAAUUAAAUGUUCCCGUUCCGCAGACCCCUGGGAGUCAUUUUUGUCAUUUGAUAAAUUGGUUGUUCUGUUGAAUGCCAUGACUAAAAUGUCCAAAAGAUGGCGCUAUCCUCUUUAGUCUCAUGGGUGUAGUGCGUUCUCUUUCUAAAACAUCAAAGACAGAGCAGUUUGGGGAAGACAGAUAUUUCCUCUAUUUGAAUUCACUUAGAUUGUAACCUCAUUCCUGUGCGUGAGUCUGUGUAACCUUCUGUUGUAUUGUCUUUCAAGAUGUUGCAUAUGCUGCUUCUGCUUGGAUGAAACAUGAAAUUGCUCAGUGUGCAGACUAUUCAUGCACAACCUCAUGGAACCAGCAGAGGGCAUCUGCACAUCAACAUUGUGACAGUGCUCCGAUAUUGGUUAUUGAAACAGGAUUGAAGACCUUGAUCAUUCAUGUGAAUGUUCAGUCUUACUUAUUUUCCCUGCGUCAAGCUUAUUGUAUGUUGACGUUAAUAUUACAUUAUUCUCAUAUGCAUGGUUAGACAGAUGAACAAAAUUCCCCAGCACAGACAAUACAGUAGCUAUAGCCCACAUGUUCAUGAUGAUUGUUAUCCCUCACGACCCCCUGACUAUUGUUGUGCUUCCUGGUCUCCACUUUCUCUGGGCCCUGCCCUUUGUCUCUAAUCCCUACUAACACACUCACCUCAUCACUGAAGAGCUCUUGUCCUCCUGACCAAUCAUGGCAAGACUGACAGGCAGUGCCAUGGUAACAUGGGCCCUUUCUCUGUGUGUGGGCAAAGACACUCAUCACAUUAUCCUCAACAGAGCCAUUGGGCUGUUUCCAAGGAAACCAACUACUGCUAUGAUGCUCAGGUGUUUCUGAGCUGUGAGAUAGGCGUUGUGGUCACUGGGUUUGAACUAAGGAGAAAACAUAAUGUGGUGUAUAAGGGUUGGGUUUGGCCUCCUCAACCCCAUGCCCAGAAACUGAUUAUUUCCCUCCCAGACACAGUGUGUACCACAAACACAUGUUGGUGCCCUCACCUCAACAUCAAUGCACCCAUCUACAUAGUCAACAGUACAUUUUAUAAUAAAGAUCAGGCUUGGAGAUUGGACACACACACAUAGUCCUGUACCUUGGCACGACUACAGCUGCUACCCCAAACAAUAGGCCCACUCACACAAACACACACAAACACACAGCAAACAGUACCAGUGUUUGUUCACUGCCCUGCCCCUCUCUCUAUUACACACCUGUCUGCUCCAAGUCUCACUCUCCUGAAACUAGUUCAUUAGCAGAGAAUACAUCCAUAUCUUCAAGACUUUUCCUUUGUAGUGAGAUGCUCUGAUUCUACUGUAGUCGUCUAGUUGAGUGAUGUUGCUUUGGCUCAUACUGUUCGUUCUGCUGGAGGGCUGUGAACUAGCUGGGUAUGUGAGAUUUAUUUUGAUGUGAGUGGGGAGAUGCGUUUGAAUGUUAAUGCCUGUCUGUGCAUGAUCCUGUUUGAUUAUUCAGUAAGAGCAUGCCUGCUGGAGUGUCAAUGUGGUUAUGUGUGAAUAUUAAAACAUUAGCUUGAUUAUUAUGCUGCUGUCUUUUCCACCCAGCUUUGAAAUGAAACCAAAGAGAGGAGAGAACACUUUGAAGUCAGGGUUAGAUUCAACGGAUGACUGAAAGCAUGGCAAUAUUGCACCUCAACUACAUGAUGAUGAGAUCAGUCCAUAGAGCUUCUUAUUAGUGUGAGAAUUAUCACAGUGGUGUUUAGAUUACCUUAUAGUGGAGCUGAACAAAGGGACUUCACACUGUCUUUCAGUCUGGUGUAAAGUCAUAAACAGGGAUAAUUAGGUUUCCCCUCUGCUUGGCUCGGCACUACUCUUGGUAUCAUUCAUCUCCCUGCUGUUUAAAAUGCAGCUUUUGAAGUGGUAUUGGUUUGUUUUCUUAGUCCAGACUCAGAUGAUAUUGUCAGUAGUGUUGGCUCUGAUGGUGUAUAUGUGUGUGUGUGUCUGGUAGAAGCAGAUUGCCCUGCUGAGGGCUCUGUGGGAGGAGCAGGUGUCGCCCCAACCCCCCUGAUCCUGGUCCAUUUCCUGUCCAUCUGUAUGGGGACACAGGGGGCUCUCAGAGAGACAUAGUGGACCCUUUGUGUGCAGCAGAGAAGGAAACCCCAGUUAUCUUGUUUUGGGUCUCAUCACAAAUCUCCUCUACUUAGCUUGAAGUGUACUAUGUAUCACAGGAGGUUGGUGGCACCUUAAUUGGGGAGGACGGGCUCGUGGUAAUGGCUGGAGCGGAAUAGGUGGAAUUGAACACAUUGAACACAAAUACAUCAAACACAUGGUUUGAUGCCAUUCCAUUGGCUCCGUUCCAGCCAUUAUUAUUAGACGUUCUCCCUUCAGCAGCCUCCACUGCUAUGUAUGUAGGCUUACCCACACAGAAACAUUCUCACAGUAAAAAUACAUCAGAGUACCUGAGAGCAUUUCAUAUUUACAGAAACAACACACAUGCACACACGCCGAACGCAUGCACGCACGCGCACACACACACACACACAGGUUGUUGUAUGUGGGGAGAUAGCAGAUCCAGAGGCUUAGUGAGAGAAGAGGAGUACAACACAACAGAGAAUGACGAGAGGCAUCAUGGAAUAAUGGAGGAAUGAAAUAGAUGAAGGAAUUGUAUUACAUGCUUCAGCGUACACACACUCACACACUCACCCACGCACGCCUACAGUAAUCCUCCCAGUAGUGUUGACUUCAUGCCAUUUGUAACGGUUGUUUCUCCAGGGCAUGGAGUCAUGGCAAAGCUCUACUUCUCCUUUUAUUGAUUCCAUUGCACUUUGGAGGUUGUCGUGGAAACCCCAAAGAAAGACAUGGCUCUCUCUUGUACUGUACUUGUAUUCAUUGGUUGGAGGAGGGCCCAUCUAGUCAUUGAGAGUGGAGUGGAGUACUCUAUUUUUCUGUCUUUCUCUUAGGGGAAAUUUACACUAGUAAAAUAUGUCUAGUGAGAUCUACCUCUCUUCAACAUCAGAUUUGCAACUUUUCUGAUUACACUAGCCUUGGAUGUGUUGUGGCCAAAGCCUGCUUCAUGUGUGAGUGCACCUAUUAUCAAUCCCAUAAACACCAUAAUAUAUAAACCAACAAAAUAAGGAUAGCAAUUCCAACUAUACAGGAGCUUCUCAUCUAAACCAUAUUGCACAUAGUGUUGCACAAUUGAUUAAUUCAAUAAUUCACAAAUGUGUGGAUAUUUGAAAAGCCUUUAAUUAUUUUAAUUUGGUUAACAGAGCAAAAAUGCUGUCUGGUAUUAAGGUAAUUAUUGCAAGGACAUGUGGUGUGGGAGAGCCAUUGUCUUUCCACUGUACCACUCAGAGGGGGGUAUGUGGUAUAGAUGUCUCCCACACUACUAGAUCUGUCUCUUUACACAACACAGGUAUCUCUCCUGGACCUAGUUUGUGCCGUCAAAGUAGUGUAGUGUAAAGAGGCUGUUAGGACACAAUUCCUCCUCAUGGCCUUCACAAGACUGUCAUCCUCAAACAGCUCAUUAAACAUGUCCUUAGAAGGACAGGAUUCUGAACGUGAGCUCAAGCAGAGGGGGAUGUUUAACUGCUUCUAUUUCCCAUUGUACUAUUUAUUAGGGGGCUUGUCUGAAAGAGUGGUUUCAAGAGAGUUGUGUAAUACAUGGCAAGUGACGUAAUACUCACAAUCCUGAAUCAGGCUGCAUCAGAAUCACAAUGUUCAAUAUGCAAUGCUAAAUCCCAAGAAAGUAUCAUAAUGUUCAAUAUGCAAUGCUAAAUCCCAAGAAAGUAUCAUAAGCUUAUGUAUUGUAAACAAAUGUAUUAUUAUUUGAAACAUGUACAAAUGUAUGUAUAUUUGUACUCAAAUUCAAUAGGCAGAUACCACACCCAGAAUAUGUAACUUCUAUCCUGUUAGCUUAAUUAAACUGAAACUCUUACUAAAGUGUUGCCCAUUCUGUCUGUGUGUGUAUCCUGUGUGUAUGACUGUGUGUGUGUGUGUGUGUUCAGGCUGUCUGUUUAUGUGGUCUGAUCAGUGUGUCUUUGUGUGUCCUCUCUCCUUCACAGUCACACCAGAGGCCAUCGGCUUCCUGUCUGCGGUAGGUGUCUUUGUGGUGUUUCUGGCCGUCCUCUUCCUCUUCAUCAAUAAGAAGCUGUGUUUCUCCCGCGUUGGGGGUCUGCCCUGUCUGGAGCAGCAUGGCCGCGGUAAACGCUCCCGCAGCAGGCCCGGAGUCCGCCAAGGGCUGGGUGAGUGGACUGGCAUGGCGCCUGGGGCUGGGGGAUAUGGGAGGCAGAGGGGUGGGGUCUAUCUGCUUUCUGGGUCCUGAGGUAGGGGUUUCUGGUAUUGGGUGACCAGUUGUAGGGGUGGGUCCUGGGAUGGAGACUGGAGGUGAGAGACUGUCAGUGGGGAGGGUGCGAGGCUAAUGCAGGGAGACAGGUAGGAGGCCAGAGAGUGGCUGGGUGGGGAAAAUAUGUUAUAUUCAUGUCAUUCACUCUCUUCCUUUCUUCUCACAAAUUGUAGAAAUGCUGUCACUUUAUCUUGAAACAUACGGUAGUAGAACAAUCACACCCCUUAAUGCUAAUCAUUCAGUCAGGGAGGAGGCUGUGCUUUGUUCUUCAUUAGUCAAACACUCUGCAAAUAUUUCCCAUAAUCCCCAGGUAAACGUUAGGCUCUCUGUGGUUGGACAGGGAGGUGUUCUUGGCUCUGGUAUUUCCUGGUCGUUUAGUCCCUUGAGCAAACAUCUCCUGCUUGGAUAGGCAGAGUCAAGAGUUUCGGCUGAUACUGUAUUCAAGUCAGCAGUUGCAGUCAUGUCACUCUGAAGUAACAUUACUUUACGGUGCGCUGUUACGAGAUGAAGCGAGAUGAUCCUGUAUCGGAGAUCCUUUCUUUGAAAGGAUGGUUCGUCCAGGUAUCGGAGUCUUUGUCUGCGGCCCUCCUAUCCACGGGCCAGGGACCGGGCCAGGCUAGGGAGUCUCAGGGAGUGUCUGCUGACCCAGCACCCACACCAGGAGACACCCAGGAGGUGUCUGAUCCCUCAGAGCUCCAGGAGGACUUAGGGCCCCAGACCUCCAGGGCUGUUGUGUCCUCCAUGGACCCCCAGCAGAGGCUACAGGCCCUCCAGGCUCAGCUGGCCCUACGGGGCCUGAGUAGGCCUAGCAGCUCCUGUUCUGGGGCUGCCCCAUCUGCAGAGCGUCUGUCUAUCAUACCCGAGGAGAGUGAGGUGGUGGGGAGCAGGGUGAGCUGGGCAGCCUCACGGCACUCCAGUAAGGCUGGCACAGCAGGUAAAGCGUUUAUCUUUCAUCACACUGGGUGGGUCAAUAUCAGAAGUAGAUUCAGUCUGUUAUACUGUGAAUCCUCACUGUACUGAUGUGUGUUUCACAGGAAGGAUGGUUAGAAUACGUGUGUAAGUGCAUGGGUGACAGAUACACACAGACCUCUGAGGGAUGCAAACACACACACACACACUUGCACACACACACACACACACACACACUGUUGAGUAAGAGUUGUAUGGAUCUCUGCUCUACUGUAGGCACUUGAGAGUGGCCUACUUUUAGACGUGAGCUCUGAGAAUGGCCAUCUAAAUGAACUCUCCAACGUGUGCUACUCUCAUUGUCAUUCACUUCAGGAGUGGCCCUCCACCAUAUUCAUGUGUAUACAUUGAUGGCUGUGUUUGUGCAGCUCUCUGUGACUGCACCUACAGGUCUUCUCAGCAUUGUGGAGAUGAACCUUCUCACUGCGUUUUCUCUCUCGCAUCUUGCAGUGCGGUCAAAAGAGCAUGACUCAAAUAUGUUUUUUUUAAUGGCAACCUGCUUUGAGGGUUCUUCUGUGCACUCUGUAGGCUUUAGGGAAGUAAUGAGGGCUCUGCAGGAAUAACUAUUAGGAUGUAAUAAAGGUCCUGAGUCGAGGAACGAUAAGCCUUGGAGUGAUUGAUCUAGUGGUGGAGUACUGAGGUUGGAGUGGCGGGAAGCUGCGGUCAGUAUCUUCCAGUAGUGAUGACUGUGUGAUAGGGUUGAAUAUUUUCCCGGUAUUUUACAAAUGUUCCAUCCCGAGAAUAAAUCACUUUUCUCCCAUGUAACCAAGUAUUUCCCACCAAAACCGGAAGUGUCAUUCAAAAGCAUUAUAAAGCAUAUACAGAUGUCUGGAUUUAAUUAGAGCUAUGAUCAACAUGAAAAUUCAAACCUGAUGCUACCUGAGCAUGAUAAGCCAAAUAUUAAAUACAUUUUAUGAGCCCUACAUUAAAGACAUUUAAUGAGCCCAAGCGCAAAAAAUUCCAAAUUAUUGUGCUAUUAUCCAAUACAUAAUAUGAUAUAGGCUACUGCACAUUACGCAAGACAGAAAAACAUAAAAGCCCAUAGAUGUAGCUAGCUAUAUGCUCUCUUGGGUAAAUAAAUGAACCUAGCUCCAGUAGGCUAAUCUUUUUAAGUGUGAACUGUAUUACUGUACUGUAUUUUAUUAUACUGUAUUAUAUGGACUGGAAUUAGGCCUACGCACAUUGUUCAAACCAUGAUAAAGCAGAAGAGAACAUGUGAUUCUGGUGCAGCACAUGUGGCCUACAAAGUUACAAGUGUAGGCUAGCGAAUUUGAUUUUCAUUUUGAAAUAUAAUAGGACCUAUUUGUAUAAUUAGUAGACUGAUGCAUAUAUACAGUGGGGAGAACAAGUAUUUGAUACACUGCCGAUUUUGCAGGUUUUCCUACUUACAAAGCAUGUAGAGGUCUGUAAUUUUUAUCAUAGGUACACUUCAACUGUGAGAGACGGAAUCUAAAACAAAAAUCCAGAAAAUCACAUUGUAUGAUUUUUAAGUAAUUAAUUUGCAUUUUAUUGCAUGACGGCUCUCGGUACUGCAGCCCUGGAGACGCGUUGAACACAAGACAUGUGCAGGGCCACAGGAAAUCAAUCAGCGGCCUCUCGCCCACUCACUAGAGCCAUCCUGGGUUACCAUGGUGAUGGAUGGUUCAGGUAAAGAGGGUGGUGUUGUACUGGGUGACCUACACUGAUGAGGGAGACGGGGCCAGAGACAUGUGAUACAUCUCCAUUACAGCCUCAAUCAAUCUGUCAACAGACACUUAGAUAACCAAGUUACUGUCUGUCUCUCUGUCCAUCACUGGUGGAACUAAUGGUGUUCAGAUUAAAUGCUUUGUUUUUAGAGGGAGAGAGUGUAUGAAAGGAUAACAGGUGACAGCUAAUGUGUUUUGUAAUGCUAUGGGGAUGUACAGCUGGCACUUCUCUCCUACUCUCCUUGUUCUGGUUCCAUAGCAUGGUAGAUCACUGACUGACACUAAAGUCCCAGUCCUCCAACACUCACCUAGUUCAUGACUGUAGUCUUAUCUGCCAGGUACAAUCUAAUUUCGAUAUGCGGGUCGUGCUUGUGAUCGUUUUAUCAAAUGUUCUUUGAAUUCAUUUCUGUGUUUGCAGUAGUUUUAAUAAUCACACAUAUUGAUGUGAUCAUGUUCACAUUGUUUUUAUUUAUGUUUCUCUCUCCUCUCCUCUCCUCUCCUCUCCUCUCCUCUCCUCUCCUCUCCUCUCCUCUCCUCUCCUCUCCUCUCCUCUCCUCUCCUCUCCUCUCCUCUCCUCUCCUCUCCUCUCCUACUAUAAUCAUUAGGUUCCAUAGUAGCUCUCCUGCCUGCACCUUCUCUCCUUCUCUUUUUGAACUCUGUAUUCCCUGUGUGUGUGUUUGUGUGAUCUCUGGUCCAUCCAGUGAACAGCUACGGGGAUGGUGAGGAUCAGUCCAGCUCAUCGGAUAGUGAGGACGAGAUAGUGAAGCAGUUUGAGAUCUCCGUGUCUCGCUCUCAGAGCCUCCGCUCUACAGGGCCCACCAGGGUUGUAGCCCAGGCUGCACCGGGAAAACGCCACAAGUUCACCCGCCUACUCUCUGACCAGGAGGAGGGCAGCACAGAGCCCUCAGACUGCGAAGGUACACACACACACACACAUACAUAACGCAUACAGAGACACACAUUCUGACACAGUACAGAUGUAGGAGCUUAAUUGGAUCACCCUGUUGCAGGAUAACUUUCUUGCAAUGCAGGACAUUUAAAACUUCUAGUAUAUUUGAGGUUUAAAAAGGCUUCUGAAGUUUGUAAUUUCCACUUUGACAUUUCAGACUUGAUUUUCCCUUAUGAAAAAUGUAUCAAGCCCUACAAAACCUUCCAUUAAUUAUAAUCCACAUAAUAAUUCACAUUUCCUGUAGCUGCAGGAUUAACUUCCUGCUGUAGCAAACUGGCUCAAAAUUAGAUCCUACAUCUGUACACACACUCAAAACAUGUCCUCCACAAAACAAAGUGCGUACAGGGGGAUCCUCUAAUCUGAACCAAUGGGAUGUAAAUGAUCAACCCACUGCUCCAGAGCCCAAAAAUAACAUUUAAUCACAGACUACUGUCUGUAAAGAUCUCAGGCUAAGCUUGAUUGGCCCACUCUGUGACGGAUCAACACAGAGAUAGUCAGAUAGUGCUCUGGGUCUUAGAUUAAUUAGUGACUUGUUUGGACUCAAAUGGUGGCUGGUGUCUUAGACACACUAUAAGAAGGAUCAGUGUAAGUGGUGACAGUAGACGCAGGCAUUAUACAGAUGUCAUGGUCCUGGAAGAUACAGUGCCUUGCAAAAGUAUUCAUCCCCCUUGGCAUUUUUUCCUAUUUUGUUGCAUUACAACUUGUAAUUUAAUGGAUUUUUAUUUGGAUUUCAUGUAAUGGACAUACACAAAAAAUAUUCCAAAUAGGUGAAGUGAAAUGAAAAAAUUCAAAAAAAUAAAUAAUGGAGAAAUGGUGCGUGCAUAUGUAUUCACCCCAUUUGCUAUGAAGCCCCUAAAUAAGAUCUGGUGCAAACAAUUACCUUCAGAAGUCACAUAAUUAGUUAGAUUGCACACAGGUGGACUUUAUUUAAGUGUCUCAUGAUCUGUCACAUGAUCUCAGUAUAUAUACACCUGUUCUGAAAGGCCCCAAAGUCUGCAACACCACUAAGCAAGGGGCACCACCAAGCAAGCGGCACCAUGAAGACCAAGGAGCUCUCCAAACAGGUCAGGGACAAAGUUGUGGAGAAGUACACAUCAGGGUUGGGUUAUAAAAAAAUAUCUGAAACUUUGAACAUCCCACAGAGCACCAUUAAUUCCAUUAUUAAAAAAUUGAAAGAAUAUGGCACCACAACAAACCUGCCAAGAGAGGGCUGCCCACCAAAACUCAUGGACCAGGCAAGGAGGGCAUUAAUCAGAGAGGCAACAAAGAGACCAAAGAUAACCCUGAAGGAGCUGCAAAGCUCCACAGUGGAGAUUGGAGUAUCUGUCCAUAGGACCACUUUAAGCCAUACACUCCACAGAGCUGGGCUUUACGGAAGAGUGGCCAGAAAAAAGCCAUUGCUUAAAGAAAAAAAUAAGCAGAUGAGACUAAAAUUGAGCUUUUUGGCAAUCAAGGAAAAUGCUAUGUCUAGCGCAAACCCAACACCUCUCAUCACCCCGAGAACAUCAUCGGCAGGGACUGGGAAACUGGUCAGAAUUUAAGGAAUGAUGAGAUGGCGCUAAAUACAGGGAAAUUAUUGAGGGAAACCUGUUUCAGUCUUCCAGAGAUUUGAGACUGGGACGGAGGUUCACCUUCCAGCAGGACAAUGACUCUAAGCAUACUGCUAAAGCAACACUCAACUGGUUUAAGGGGAAACAUUUAAAUGUCUUGGAAUGGCCUAGUCAAAGCCCAGACCUCAAUCCAAUUGAGAAUCUGUGGUAUGACUUAAAGAUUGCUGUACACCAGCGGAACCCAUCCAACUUGAAGAAGCUGGAGCAGUUUUGCCUUGAAGAAUGGGCAAAAAUCCCAGUGGCUAGAUGUGCCAAGCUUAUAGAGACAUACCUCAAGAAACUUGCAGCUGUAAUUGCUGCAAAAGGUGGCUCUACAAAGUAUUGACUUUGGGGGGGUGAAUAGUUAUGCACGCUCAAGUUCUUUUUUUGGGUAUUAUUUCUUGUUUGUUUCACCCAAAAAAAUAUAAUAAUAAUAAUAUAAUAAUAUGCCAUUUAGCAGACGCUUUUAUCCAAAGCGACUUACAGUCAUGCGUGCAUACAUUUUUUUGCAUCUUCAAAGUGGUAGGCAUGUGGUAGGCAUGUUGUGUAAAUCAAAUUAUACAAACCCCCCAAAUAUCAAUUUUAAUUCCAGGUUGUAAGGCAACAAAAUAGGAAAAAUGCCAAGGGGGGUGAAUACUUUCGCAAGCCACUGUAAGGGGGGAUUUACCCACCCAACCCCCUCUUCCACCACUAGUUACUGGUACAUAAAGAAUACAGAUAAAGUCUAAGUGUUCAUCAAAGCCCCUAUUAGAUGCAUUGGAGGCCCCUGGCAUUAUGAAUUCCCUGACCAUGCCUACAUCUUUCUUUCAUUUAAUUAAAUUGUUUUAUUGAACAAAGAGUCCAUUUGUUUGUAUGACUGACAUCCUGUCAUGGGGGUUCACAAUGCCUCAGUGACUCAUAAUAACUACCUGGUCCUUAGCACAUUUCCUUCCUCCAGCCAGCAUGUGACUGGUGGUUUUAUGAUAUAACUACUGGUUUGAUUGAACCUGGGAACACACAACACACACUGAUGAGUCACACUGUGCCCUGUUGCCAUGGUAAUAACUAUCUGUAGUCAUUGAUAUAACAGUCGGUCUGCCCUUAAUGAUACUGAAUUGGAGUUAAUUGCCAUUGAUCAGCUCAUGGUGCAGCCCUGUACCAGCCACCCUAAUUGAAGGAACAGGUUUUUGAAAAGUUAUGCAAUUUCUAUUCAAACAGGAGGCUUGGUAUUGCUUAUGUUUAUAACAUGCAUUCAAUGACUAUGUCAUACACACAGGGCUGGCUUGUAUCUCAUAUCCCAAGGAUGUUUCAUGAUAAUGUUUCAUUACAGAAGUCUGUUCUGUCUGAUAUGUUUAUUAAGGGAAGUCUGUUCCGUUGCACACUGAGUGUGUGCUGUAUGUUUCCAUGUGACAUUGUGUCUUUAUGAAGCCCUGUUGUGAUCGUCCCCAGACGUGGACGGAGACGUGAGCAGGCUGAGUUACCAGAACCCCCUAUCGUAUGGGGAUGAGAAGCGGGGCUCCCUGGGGUCCCAGGAAACGGCUGAGGGUCUGGACGGCCCACCACGGGAGGGCUCGCUGGACACAGGGGGAAGCCCGGCCCCCAACAUGAGUCGCCAGGCCACCGAGAGGAGCCUUGAGAUGGAGACAGCCGUGGACAACCAGGGUGAUGACAACAACGACCCCACAGACAGCGCCUCCACAUGGAGCCCAGAGGUACUGUAGUCAACGAGCUCCCGCUGUCACCUUGGGCUUGGUGAACCAAGGUUUCCUGAUCAAGUUAUAGGUUCAGGAAACAAUCCUAGCCCUACUAAUAACAUACAGUAGCUUUGCUAUACAGAGAAGCAGAGUUUCUUAUCAAGGGAAAUGUUGGUUAAGAGGCAGCCAUGUCCAUCAUGCCAUACUGAUGAGGAACCUGAAGAUGUUUUGCAUUUGUCCCACAGUUUUUUCCUGUCAGAUUAAUUUUCGACAUACCAAGACAAGGCUGACAUGAGGCCCAGGGGCACAUUGGAAACAGUACAUAACUCCUUCCUUUUGCCUCAUAAAUAUUGAUGAAAUGUGGCACAACCUGUUGCUGUAAAGUGUUACUGAGUGUUGCUAAUGCUUGCAUAAGCGUUGUGUUAGUGUGUUACUGUGCUAAAGCACUAAUGUGUCAUGAUUGAUUUAGGCGCCCAGUUGGAGUGAGGUGAGAGCGAGUGGGCAAGUGAUGCUGGCUAGCACUGCAGGCUUCCAUUUCACUGUCUGCCCAGACCCAGGCCCAGAUGUGCUUUUAUGACAGCUUGUCUCUGUCUCUGUCUCUGUCUCUGUCUCUGUCUCUGUGUAUGAUUGUGUGAGUGAAAUGGGGAGCAAUCUGUGCAUGAGUAUCCCACUAACUGUUUUCAUCUUUUAUCCAACUCACUUUCUCACAUAGAACAACACAUACAGAUACACGUGAAUGAAAGCAAAUUGUUAACAUAAUUGUAUAUUGUUUGUUUUGUAUCAUUUGAGUCGUGGCUAACAUUGAAAGUCAGGUUGUCAUGUCAGUGAAUGUAGGGAGUGUGGGGGAGGGAUAUAGCUUGAAGAAGCGCAUGUCGCCUGAUCUGUGCAGUAUAUUGUAGCUGCCACUACGAAUACCUUAGCUGUGAUCCGUGGUUGCCGUGCCAACACCAACACUCCGCCUGCUCUGUCAACAUGGUGACACAAUCGAUGCUGUGUUUACUGACCGCAUGAAGAGCUGCUUGGCUGGUGUAAAUGUUCUCUUCAACGGCAUCCUCUGUCUUUGCCUGAUACACACACAGCAAAAUACAGUAUAUUCAUUCAAGUGAUUAGAAUUAUGACAUUGCUGACUAUUUCAUUUGUUGGUUUCUCUCAAGGAGCAUAUAUCAGUAACUUUCUGUGUUGAACUCUGUGUGUUUUCUGUUUCCCCUCCUCUCAGCAGGAGCAUCCUCCUGUGGAGGAGGUCCUCUCUUGCCCCCCUAGCUCCACCUCACACCCCCCUAUCACCAAAUGUGGUGACCUCGAGGUCACCCUGGACUACAAGGCCGCCUCUCAGAAGCUGUUUGUUACCGUUGUGACCGCGCGGGACAUCCCAGACAAAGGGCGCAGUGGGAUGGACUCGUGGCAGGUGCACGUGGUCCUGCUCCCGGCAAAGAAGCAGCGCCAUAAAACCUCCGUCCAAAAGGGGUCCGUGCCUGAAUUCAAUGAGACCUUCCGCUUUUCACAUCUGGAGCCCUCGGAGCUGGGUGCCUCUGCCCUGCGCUUCCGCCUCUACGCCCUGGGGGGCCGGAUGUCCCGCGAGCGCAUGAUGGGGGAGAAGGUGGUCCGCCUUGGGGAGCUGAGCCCAGAGGGGGGAGAGAUGGAGACCAUGCUAGUGCUGGAGCCCCGCAGCAACAUGAAGGUGAGAGAAUAGACCUCCAACAUCUCCCAAAGACACAACAAAACACUGCUAACAUGUUACUGUAUACGAUGUAAACAUAUGCUGUAUGUGUGUGUCUUUCUCCUGUGCUCCAGAGUGUUGACUCUCAGGUCAGUCUAGUUGGGGUGUCCCAGAGUGACAGUGCAUCCUCCACCCAGUCUCUGACCCACGGGGGCGUCCCUGAGCUGCUGGUGGGCCUGUCCUACAACGCCACCACCGGACGCCUCUCUGUGGAGCUCAUCAAGGGAAGCCACUUCCGCAACCUGGCCAUCAACAGGCCGCCCGGUGAGCAAACACACUCACACACGCCCAUGUUUACCAUCAUACAUACAGACUAUCAGAUUGUAAGGGCUAUUGCAAAGUUCCAAUUCGCCACUUGAUGCAUGAGUGAUGUUUUUGACGCCCUAAUCAGAAGAGACUGGUAGGAGGAGCUACAGGAGGACGGGCUCAUUGUAAUGGCUGGAAUGGAAUUAAUGGAAAGGAGUCAAACGUGGUUUCCAUAUACCAUUCCAGCCAUUACAAGGAGCCCAUCCUCCUAUAGCUCCUCCCACCAGCCUCCUCUGCCACUAAUGAUUUUAUUUUAGUUCAUUAGGACUAAAUUAUGUAAUGUCCAGACUUAGAUAUACUGUUGGGUGAUGUAAUUAAUAAAUGAUUGAUGACUUGAUGAUUUACCAUGGUGGUUAUGGUUUGUGGUUGAGUAAUCUGUGUUAAAGGCAAUCUUGUGAAUAGUGGUAAAAAAACAUGUGAAUCUACUGUUCACCCAUGCAUGACCACUACCUGGUUACCUGUGACCUUAUACACCUGACCCAUAACCUCAGUGAGACUGUUCUAGUGGUGAGAAAUGACAGCCCAAAACAGACAACAAAACUAGACAAACAUACACCAGUGGAGGCUGCUGAGGGGAGGACGGCUCAUAACAAUGGCUGGAACGGAGCGAGUGGAAUGGCAUCAAACCAUUUGUUUGAUGUAUUUGAUACUGUUCCACUCAUACCGCUCCAGCCAUUACCACAAGCACGUCCUCCCCAAUUAAGGUGCCACCAACCUCCUGUGACAUACAGUGGGGAAAAAAAGUAUUUAGUCAGCCACCAAUUGUGCAAGUUCUCCCACUUAAAAAGAUGAGAGAGGCCUGUAAUUUUCAUCAUAGGUACACGUCAACUAUGACAGACAAAUUGAGGGAAAAAAAAUCGAGAAAAUCACAUUGUAGGAUUUUUUAUGAAUUUAUUUGCAAAUUAUGGUGGAAAAUAAGUAUUUGGUCACCUACAAACAAGCAAGAUUUCUGGCUCUCACAGACCUGUAGGCUCCUCUGUCCUCCACUCGUUACCUGUAUUAAUGGCACCUGUUUGAACUUGUUAUCAGUAUAAAAGACACCUGUCCACAACCUCAAACAGUCACACUCCAAACUCCACUAUGGCCAAGACCAAAGAGCUGUCAAAGGACACCAGAAACAAAAUUGUAGACCUGCACCAGGCUGGGAAGACUGAAUCUGCAAUAGGUAAGCAGCUUGGUUUGAAGAAAUCAACUGUGGGAGCAAUUAUUAGGAAAUGGAAGACAUACAAGACCACUGAUAAUCUCCCUCGAUCUGGGGCUCCACGCAAGAUCUCACCCCGUGGGGUCAAAAUGAUCACAAGAACGGUGAGCAAAAAUCCCAGAACCACACGGGGGGACCUAGUGAAUGACCUGCAGAGAGGUGGGACCAAAGUAACAAAGCCUACCAUCAGUAACACACUACGCCGCCAGGGACUCAAAUCCUGCAGUGCCAGACGUGUCCCCCUGCUUAAGCCAGUACAUGUCCAGGCCCGUCUGAAGUUUGCUAGAGUGCAUUUGGAUGAUCCAGAAGAGGAUUGGGAGAAUGUCAUAUGGUCAGAUGAAACCAAAAUAUAACUUUUUGGUAAAAACUCAACUCGUCGUGUUUGGAGGACAAAGAAUGCUGAGUUGCAUCCAAAGAACACCAUACCUACUGUGAAGCAUGGGGGUGGAAACAUCAUGCUUUGGGGCUGUUUUUCUGCAAAUGGACCAGGACGACUGAUCCGUGUAAAGGAAAGAAUGAAUGGGGCCAUGUAUCGUGAGAUUUUGAGUGAAAACCUCCUUCCAUCAGCAAGGGCAUUGAAGAUGAAACGUGGCUGGGUCUUUCAGCAUGACAAUGAUCCCAAACACACCGCCCGGGAAAUGAAGGAGUGGCUUCGUAAGAAGCAUUUCAAGGUCCUGGAGUGGCCUAGCCAGUCUCCAGAUCUCAACCCCAUAGAAAAUCUUUGGAGGGAGUUGAAAGUCCGUGUUGCCCAGCGACAGCCCCAAAACAUCACUGCUCUAGAGGAGAUCUGCAUGGAGGAAUGGGCCAAAAUACCAGCAACAGUGUGUGAAAACCUUGUGAAGACUUACAGAAAACGUUUGACCUGUGUCAUUGCCAACAAAGGGUAUAUAACAAAGUAUUGAGAAACUUUUGUUAUUGACCAAAUACUUAUUUUCCACCAUAAUUUGCAAAUAAAUUCAUUAAAAAUCCUACAAUGUGAUUUUCUCAUUUUGUCUGUCAUAGUUGACGUGUACCUAUGAUGAAAAUUACAGGCCUCUCUCAUCUUUCUAAGUGGGAGAACUUGCACAAUUGGUGGCUGACUAAAUACUUUUUUCGCCCACUGUACACCCUAUCAAAAUGGCUCUUAAACAGUAUGCACCCUCAUGCAAUCAUGACUUAGUCAAUCGUACUUUUUUUGUUUAUCCCUCCUCACUUCAUUACCUCUAUCUUUGCCUCUCUCCUUUCUUUCUGUCUCUCUCCCUCAGACACCUAUGGGAAGCUGACUCUGCUCAACUCGGUGGGCCAGGAGAUCUCCAGGUGUAAGACGUCAGUGCGGCGGGGGCAGCCCAACCCUGUCUACAAGGAGACCUUUGUGUUCCAGGUCGCCCUGUUCCAGCUGUCUGACGUCACCCUCAUGGUGUCCAUCUACAACCGCCGCAGCAUGAAGCGUAAGGAGAUGGUGGGCUGGCUCGCCCUGGGCCAGAACAGCAGCGGGGAGGAGGAGCAGCUGCACUGGCUGGACAUGAAGGAGUGUAAAGGCCAGCAGGUCUGUCGCUGGCACGUCCUCCUGGAAGCCUAGAAGCCAGGAUGGAGAGGAGAGGACGGGAAGGAAUCCCCACCACUUACCCAGUCAUUAAGGGCCCAAUUCCGACUUAGGAAAUUACGCCU